AUGGCCAGGAGGAAGGUGGCUAUCUGCAGCUGGCUGGGCUUCGUGGCACUCCUGGCGAUCUUCCUGCUGGGGAUCUUGGUGGGUGAGUCGAGUGAGGAUCCUGGCUUGUGGGCUCCGGGAAAGGGGGCAGCCCCCUACUUGGAACAGGGCGCGCGAGGUGGGGUGGGCGAGGCGGAAAUCAGAGCUGGGCUUCGCGCGCGUCAAAGCAGCCAGACGGGCUUCCCUGAGCGCACGGAUAAGGGAGGUCUUCGGGGGAAGAGCUACGGCUCAGUGGUUAGAGCAAGAAGGUCGCGGGUUCGAUCCCCGGCAUCUCCAGGGAGGGUCGGGAGAGAAACCUGUCUGAAAUCCUGCAUUUGCUGCUGCCAGUCCUGAGCUGGGCGCAGCGCACAGUGAGAGGAGAGGUGGCGGUGGGGUGGUCAGGUAGCAACAGAAGAGGGAAAUCUCUGCUGUCUGACACUUCGGCGGGUGUGGGACAAAUAGUUCCGACCUAGUUAAAGGCAGCUUCCUGUGCACCCACGCUGCAUGGGACAAGCGCUUUGCACAUGCUCCGAGGCGCUCUUGUUGCUCCUGCUUUGCGCAUGCUCCAAGGUUGAGCGCAGGCAUUCCAAACGUACUCUGCCGUUCGCUGGAAGUCCCAGCGAACCCCAAUAACUUUUUGUAUUCCGUUUCUGAUAAACCUUGUCACAGGCCCCUUUGGAUUCGGAACCUCUCCCCACCAAGGCACAAGGUUUUUGGCAAACCUGCUGUUAUUGAGGAAGCCCAUCCCUUAAAUCUUCCAUGCCCAUGGUGAUGCUUGGAGAAUCAGAUGCCCUUUAUUCUUCCAAAGCGGCACAACCAAUUACAAAGGAAGGACAUCCAUUUUAUCAUCUAGUACCUAGAUAAUAACAGAGUAAUCAAUGUGUUUCUGGCACCACGUUCUCAAAUUUCCCAUUUCUAACGUAUUUAUAGGGCGUAAGAAAGCAAGCCUCAUGUAAAGCCUCGUGGCUUAAAAAAAAAAUUGUUGACAGGUGACGAGUGUGACCUGCAACAGAGUGUUGCAGCGCAUCUGCCCUCUGAAGAGGAGUGCUCCUGUUGAGAGCAGCCAUUCAUUCCAAACAGGUUAUUCCAGUCUCCCAAAUCCUGGUUUUCUGUUUGUUUGUUUUCCAACUGAUAGUCAAUAGUCUGUGGAUAUUGAGCAUGCAGAGUAGUCUCCUCUUUUGUGUGUGACCCUUGAGGUUUUGUACUUCCGCAAGCUUCAGGAGAUGCCUUGAAUAUGCUGGAUAACUCUGUUUUGGCUCCAGUCCUGUCAGCACCUGAGUUCACUGUUAGAAGGACUAAUGAGAAAGACCUGAGACCUUGGGGAACUGCUACCAGCCAGAGCAGACAAUAUUGGCCUAGAUGAAUUGGCCAGAAUGAUAAGCCGGGCUCCCUGUGUUCUGUAGCAGUGAGACUGUUUCGGCUCAAUGCAUCUUUAUGCUUUUUUUUGACGGUCCUCUUUAUGGGGGAGGAUAGAGGUGAAGCUUUGAAACAGCCCAACUCUUAAGACAGGCAGGCCUUUUGCUGAGACUGAACACUUACAUAACCCUUCCCAGUAAAGGAAGCAAGUCUGUCAAGGCAAGAUUGUUGCAAUUGUUGUUUUUUCCCCUUCCGUCGGCUCACAAAUACACAAAAGGAGUAAUUUGGAAAGCUCUGUGUUAUGUUUGAUAAGCUGACAGUGGGGGCUUUUAUUUCUUUAGCAAAGAAAUAAAAGCUGGUUCCUCACCCCCCAAUCCACCCCAUCACCCAAAACUUCUGUUUUUGCUGUAAGCUGCUGAGGGUUUUUCUAAAGGAGGCAGACAUCUGUAGCUUUCUAGCAGUGGUGCUCUCUGAACUGGACUUUGUGGCAGAUGCCCCAGGCUCCACUCAGCAGAAGGAGCAGCCCCAGCAUUGGCUUAUCACAUUUUGAAACCAGUGAAGCAAUGUGCAAGUAAUGUAUGGGGUGUUAGUGGAGGCGUCGUAUUUCUGGUGGGGACACAUCAUGCUCCUUCUGUGGUAGUUUGUCUACCUUUGGGUCCCAACCUGCAUUCAGCUCUCACCUGUGGUGACAGUACAGUGGUACCUCGGGUUAAGAACUUAAUUCAUUCCGGAGGUCCGUUCUUAACCUGAAACUGUUCUUAACCUGAAUUACCACUUUAGCUAAUGGGGCCUCCCGCUACUGCUGCGCCACCGGAGCACGAUUUCUGUUCUCAUCCUGAAGCAAAGUUCUUAACCCAAGGUACUAUUUCUGGGUUAGCGGAGUCUGUAACCUGAAGCGUCUGUAACCCCAGGUACCACUGUAGUCACAACCUGGGGAACAGCUUCCCCUGGCCAGCUAAACCAGGUAAUGGUAGCUGGUGGGUUUCAAACUAGCCUACUGCACAGUGGUAAAAUGUGCAUUCAUUGCCCCACCAAUAAUAAUAAUAAUAAUAAUAAUAAUUAAUAACAACUUAUUACUUAUUCCCCAACCAUUCUGGGCAGCUUCCAACAGGAUAUUAAAAACACAAUAAAACAUCAAACACGAAAAACUUCCCUAAACUGGGCUGCCUUCAGAUGCUUUUUAAAAGUCAGGUACAGUAGUUGUUUAUUUCCUUGACAUCUGAUGGGAGGAUGUUCCACAAGGUGGGCACCACUACCAAGAAGGCCCUCUGCCUGGUUCCCUGUAACCUCACUUCUUGCAGGGAGGGAACUGCCAGGAGGCCCUUGGAGCUGGACCUCAGUGAACUAUGGGGGUGGAGACGCUCCUUCAGGUAUUCUGGACCGAGGCUGUUUAGGGCUUUAAAGGUCAACACUGCUUUGAAUUGUGCUUGGAAAUGUACUGGGAGCCAAUGUAGGUCUUUCAGGACUGGUGUUAUAUGGUCUCGGCAGCCACUCCCAGUCACUGGCUCUGCCCACCCCAGCAUGUGGCCCCCAGAAAGUUGCGCCAAAGAGAAUGUGGCCCUCAGACUGAAAAAUAUUUCCCACCCCUCACUCUAGAGUGGAUUCAUUUUCCUCCUGCAGCUCCUCUUGCUGACAACUCUCCUUUGCGAUCCCUGAGCGAGGGAAGGCAUCUGAGCAAGGCCACCGAACCAGCCGAAGCUCUGCUCAUCUCUUUAUUAGGCAGCCCAAGGGAGCAGUGACUCAGAUAGCUCUUGCUCAGCUCAAGGGCUUUCUAAUUUUAUUUUUAAUAAACAGAACGAAACAGAAAUGUGGGCUGCUUACCGGUUUAGCUCCAAACUUGCCUGAAUAUAUAUACAAGAUUCUUUCCUGCGUCUUGGCAGCUUGUUUCGUUUAGCCUGGUGUUGCCAACUUUUGAAGUGGCUCCUAUAGCUGUCCGUUUGCUUGCUAGAGUACAUGGGGAGGAGUUAACCCUUCCAUCCCCAGCUGCGAGCCUUCCCCAAAGAUGUCCCAUAUAGCCGCUGGACUGAAUACAAUCUUCCAUUGGCUCUAAUCGGAGGCCAAUUCCAAGCCUAACUGCCGCACCAGGGAAAUCGUAGAAUUGGAGAGUUUGAAAAGAACCCAAGGGCCAUCUAGCCCAACAUCCUGCGGUGCAGGAAUCGCAACACAUGGUUCCCCAUCCAGUUUGAAACCAUCCCGGACCCUGCUUAGCUUUGCAAACGUGCUAGCAGAUUUUCUGCUGCGCCACUCCUCACAGGGUUGUUGUGAGGAUGAAAUUGAGAGGAGGGUGGGGGGAGAUCCAUGUUGGCCACCUUGAGCUCCUUUGAGAAAACACAGGGUGAUUUAUAAUGGAAGCUGUAUACUUCAUUAUGAAUCACCCUGUAAUAAGGCCUAAAUAUAUCUACGCAGUAUAUACCGUACCUGAGGUGUGAGGACACAUGGGGGGCAGGGAGAGAGGGAGGCUAGUCUAACCAUUACAUUACACUGCCUUGCAUGACCUUGGGCCGGUACGGUGGUACCUCUGGUUGCGAAUGGGAUCCAUUCCGGAGGCCCGUUCACAACAUGAAAAGAAUGCAACCCACAGUGGCGCAUCUGCGCACGUGCAGGUUGUGAUUCGCCGCUUCUGCGCAUGCGCUUGACGUCAUUUUGCGCUUCUGCGCAUGCAUGAGCGGUGAAACCCGGAAGUAACCCUUUCCGGUACUUCCGGGUUGCUGCGGGACAUAACCUGAAAGAAUGUAACAUGAAGAGGACGUAACAUGAGGUAUGACUGUAACUCCCUCUCAGCCUAGCCGACCUCAUGGGGUUGUUUUGUGGGUGAAAUCAAGGGGGGGGGACGACAUCUGGGUAAGCCCCCAUGAGCUCCUUGGAAAAAACAGAACACACACACAAAAAACUGGGGGAUGAGGACAGAAGGAGAGGGAGGAAGGGAGAGAGAGUGAGUGAGAGAGAGAGAGAGAGAGAGAGAGAGAGAGACUGCUCUAACCACUGUGCCCCACUCCCUUGCAUGACCUUGGGCCGGUCACUGUCUCUCCCUCUCUCUCUCAGCCUGAAGCCAGAAGAGGAGGCCACUGCGGUUACAUAUGGCCCAUGGAGCAAAGAUUCAUCACCCCUCCUUUAACAGAUGCAGAACUUGCCAAGGAUAGUGUUUUGUUCCAUAGUAUGAGAAGCCUACUGAUUUCUCUGGUCACAUCCACACGGCACAUUUGAAGCACACAUCUUCCCUGCAAAUAAUCCCAUCACACUGGAUGAUGGGCAAUUGAAAGGAACCUUGAUAGCUUGGCUGAUGCAAUCCCAUAAUAGUAGUGCUUGGAUGGACAAGGGGGACAGAACUGACGGUUGUCAUUGCGAUGGCAUUGCAGGAUGGUGUGUGAAAUCGUCGAACAAGCCAGCUGGCACGACACACGUCUUUCGAAAUGCAAGAAGGCAACUUUUUGCAGAACUGAAGGCGGAAAACAUUCGGGAAUUUCUGCGGUGAGUUCUGCUGCUUUCUUUGGUGACUAACUGUUUUAAAAGUUGUAAAAAUGCAGAGCAAGCUCCAGACGCUUCUCCCCAGAUGAUAUCAACAGACUGCCAGGUGAAAGGCAGUGGCAGCCAAAACAGGAUCAGGCCCCUGCUUCGGUCUGUUAUAGGAAAAAAUGGGGUUGGCAUAUGCAGCCCAACUCCCCAUCGAGGGACUCUGUGUCCUCUAAAUCCAUUAUGAGUCAGAGAAGAAUGGAUGGAGGCAAAAUCCAGUGAAAUCAAGGCAGAUAUUUAUUUCUCUGUUGCAACAGAGUUCCUUCCCCACCCCACCCCCAUUGCAAGGAGGUGAGGACCCAGAACAAAGGUGUGCAAGAACUUUUAAAGACUUUAGAAAUUGCACAGUCCCUUAGCCAAAAAACACCCAAAAAGCAUCACACGUAACAUCACAGAAAGAGGCAGUCUACAACAGAAAUUAGAGUGUGUGGCUGAGGGCCAUGUUUCCUUCUGGGCAGUCUUCCAAGUAUCCACAUGUCAGUGGUGGGUGGGGCCCCAAGCAGAAGUGGGUAGAGCAAUAAAUGUGAAUUUUACUUUUGUGCAGGAGGCUAGCUUCUGCACAUGCUCACACACCCUUCUCUAUGUGGUGGAACGCUCUGUCACAAGAGACUAGGGCCCUGCGGGACUUGACAUCUUUCCUCAGGGCCUGCAAGACAGAGCUGUUCCUCCUGGCCUUUGGUUUGGACUCGGUCUGACCCUUAUGUUUCCCUCCCCUCAUGGUCUUGAUUUAUCAGCUGCUUUAAAAUGAGGCUGCAUUUUAAAUUGCAUUUUAACCUGCAUUUUAAUUUGGUCCCCCCCCCCUUUUCCCCCUAUUAUGUUUUUACUGUGAUUUUAUUGGUGUUAGCCGCCCUGAGCCUGGCUCUGGCCGGGGAGGGCGGGGUAUAAAUAAAUUUAUGAUGAUGAUGAUGAUGAUGAUGAUGAUGAUAUUGCAUUCACAUGAGCAAAAGGUGCCAUCAAAGGUCAGGCAGAAAUGCUCCGGGUACAAGGCAGGGGGUGGGUGGGCAAGGGGGAUUUCCAAGGCUCAGAGAGAGAAGCUUGGAGGGCCACAUUUGACCCCCAGGCCUGAGGGUUCCCCCACCUCUGUCCUAGAGGGUGACAGCGGUGGUGCUUAGCAUUCUUUCCCCCUGCUCUUGCUGCUCAAACGUUGAACAUCUGGGGAGAGAUAAAGGAGGUACAGAUUGGAAACCUUCUCAGAUGCAGAGCAUCACAUGAAGAAAACUCAGCUGACUAACCAUCAGAGUUGCAGACGUUGAUUAAUCAUUGAACCACAAUGUCUGCCUUUGGAGAGGAGGCAGUCAUGUGCCUCCAUCCUAUCUAACCUGGUUUUCUUUUAUCCUUCACCACCCCCACACAUAUUCCGCAUACCCGACUGACCACAACCCUGGAAUUUCACAUAUAGACAUAGCACUCGUUUAAACUUUAACCCACUUGAGAAUCCACUCUUGGAAAAUACCCUGAAAAAGGAUGCAUUUCAGUUGGAAUUUUUCCAGUUUGCCACAUAUCUGCUCUGCUUAAGGCAGCAGUUAAUCAUUCUUGCCCCUUGCCAAAUGAUGACUACUUAAUUUGUUUGCUUUUGGACACGGCAGUACAGACUUGUGGCACUGUAAGCAUUAUCUUACUAUAUAUAAAGAAAAGUAAGGCUGUCGUCACGCUGCAGUUUUCAUGGCCAGAAGCAGGCGGCCCAGGCAAGCUGUAGAAUGAAGAAUCAUAGAGGGAGGAAGAUACUUCACAGAUGGUUUGGCUGGACUAGAUAGGCUUCUGGUCUGAUGCAGCAGGAUCUUAGGUUCAGAGUAGUACAAUAGUUCGCUAGAUGGACUGAUGAAUUUUCUUAAAUAGGGGGUCGGCAACUGCUUUCAGACCAAGGACUGUAUUACUGUCUGGGAAACCUUCUGAGGGGCAGAUACCCAGGGCAGAAAGGGUCAGAGGCAAACUGGGCAGAGCAAUGCAUGCAAAUAGUGCCUUUACACAGCAGGCUAGUCACGCUCAAACACCCCAUUCUAUCUUUCAUCCAGGAAAACAAGAAACAUCAUAGAAUUGUAGAGUUUGGAAGGGGCCAUUAGGGUCAUCUAGUCCAACCCCCUGCAAUGCAGGAAUCUUUUGCCCAGUGUGGGGCUUGAUCCCACAACCCUGAGAUCUAGAGUCUUGUACUCUACUGACUGAGCUAUCCCAGCAGAGUUCAGGCCAGAGCUCAGCCAGGCAAAUAAACCCAAGGCCCAAAGUAAGGACCAGUGAAAGCAGUGGCCCCUGAGAAGAGUUUUGAGGGCCACAUUCAGAGGGCCACAUUCAAGCCCCUGGACCAGUCCCUCCCCAGCUGUUGUUGGACCACAGUUCCCAUCAUCCCUAGCUAGCAGGACCAGUGGUCAGGAAUGAUGGGAGUUGUAGUCUCACAAGAGCUGGGGAGAAUAAAACUGCCCUGGACUGUCUUAAACCCCCACACCCAUUUUUUAACACAAAGAUGCAUCCUUUGUGGGAGGGGCAGAGAUGAUAUGGAAUAGAAUUAUUUGGGAAUCACCUACCUUGGCUAUUCUAAACCAUUUUGGAAAAGGUUUGCCUGCUUUGCCCUUUGGGGAACAGGAGAUCCCAGCGCUUAUCCUCUCUCUUUUUUAAAAAAACCAACCUCUGUGGUUCAUUUCAGCUCUUUCACGAAGCUCCCUCAUGUGGCAGGAACAGAACAAAAUCUUCACCUGGCAAGACGAAUACAAGCCCAGUGGAAGGAAUUUGGCUUGGAUACAGCCGAGCUGGUUCAUUACGAUGUCCUACUUUCCUACCCAAAUCAAAGCACCCCCAACUAUGUUGCCAUUACCGAUGAUCAUGGAAACGAGGUAAAGAGGGCAGAAUGUUCCCUCUGCUGCAUGCGAGCUGAAAGAAAAGAAAGAAUCACAUUCAGGAGGGCUAAACUGUGUCAGAUCUCGGAAUCAAAUUUGAAAGCGGGUGGCUUUUGUAUUCCAGGCGCUGCCAAUCUUUCUUGGGGGGAGGGGUUUCCACGGGGACAUUUGGAUUUUUGAGAGGGUGCCAAGAGUACUGCCUCUUCAGGUUGCUUCUCUCCCCUGCCCUGGAAGACACACAGAAAGAGAGGAACCACACACAUGUGUGUGCAAACACAGAGAGUGUCUUUACUGGGUAAAAAAUGGAUCCGGUAGAAUGAAGAAGGAUUCGCAUUAGUUUGCAUGAUUUCAUAUGAUAUCCUCUCCAAAAAAACAAACAAACACCCCACUAUCAAAUCAAACCUUUGUAGGGCACUGCAAAGUAAGAAGAGCAGUGCAGGGUCAGGCCCAAGGUCCAUCUUGUCCAGCACUCUGUUCUCACAGUGGCCAGUCUUAUGGGAAGUCCAUAAACAGAACCUGUGAAAAAUCACAGAUCUAGUGUGUUUGCCAGAGCCAGAAAAACAUUGGAAUGCUUCUGCAAGGUCAAGGCACAACACUGGAACCAGUGCUGUGAAGAACUGGACCAGUGUAAAAGUUAGUGUCAGACUAGGACCCGGGAGACCCGGGAUCAAGUCCCCGUUUAGUCAGGGAGCUCCCUGAGUGACCUUAGGUCCGGCCCAGCCUCUUACUAUAACCUACCCCAAUAAUAAUAAUAAUAAUAAUAAUAAUAAUAAUAAUAAUUUAUUAUUUAUACCCCGCCCAUCUGGCUGGGCUUCCCCAGCCACUCUGGGUGGCUUCCAACAAAAUAUUAAAAUACAUUAAUGCAUCAAACAUUAAAAGCUUCCCUAAACAGGGCUGCCUUCAGAUAUCUUCUAAAAGUCAGGUAGUUGUUUUUCCUCUUUGACAUCUGGUGGGAGGGUGUUCCACAGGGUGGGUGCCACUACCAAGAAGGCCCUCUGCCUGGUUCCCUGUAACUUGGCUUCUCGCAGUGAGGGAACCGCCAGAAGGCCUUCGGUGCUGGACCUCAGCAUCCAGGCAGAACGAUGGGGAUGGAGACGCUCCUUCAGAUAUACUGGACCGGGGCCAUUUAUACUACCUCAGAGGGUUGUUGGGUGGAUUCAAUGAGGAGAGGGAGAACCAUACCCACCACCUUGAACUAGCGAGUGAAAAAGGCGGUGUAUAAACCAACAAACUUUCCUUCCCUCUCCUCUCCCUGAACAGAUUUUUUUUGGGGGGGGGGUAACAGGAAAGGGAAGGGAAAUUCUGUUGGACAGCCAAAAUUCCCUGCAUUAGUGGAAGCAUAUUGUUGGAUGUUGCCUAAUAACCGAAGGCACACGUCAUCAAGUCUUCAAUAUUUUUUUAAACAGUGUGACCAACAAAUUAUGCCACACAUCAUGGGCCAAAAUGUUUGGUGACCCCUGUUUUAGCUGCUCAGGUACCGACCUGAGCCCCGAGAAGAACACAGAGUUAGGAGAGGAGUUGGGAAAAUCAGUACUCUCCCAAUUCCCUCCUUUAAUUCUGUGUGUUUUUCAAGAGGGGUAGCCAUGCUCACCACCUCGUCCUGAAGGGGCAAUGAGCAAGGUUGUUGAAGGACUUGGAGAGUUUGUGGACACCAGCGAGGUCCUCAAACCAUGGGCACCUAGCUGGUAGCCCAGCUCUUUCCAGAAACAACAACAACAAUAGCAGCUAUUUGGUAUUCAAAAUAUCAAAUUCCAAUUCUUAAUGAGUACAAACUUUUUCUGAAUGUAUGUGACAUCCUACUCCAGCUCUCUAAUAGUGUCUCUUCUUCCGAACAGAUUUUCAACACGUCACUCUUUGAGCUUCCUCCUCCAGGAUAUGAAAACGUCUCAGAGGUGCUGCCACCAUAUAACGCUUUCUCGGCGCAAGGCAUACCAACGGUAAGGAGUGGGAAAACACAAAUCCAGCCCUCGGAAGUCAGUGUGGGAAGGAGAGUGAAAAGUUCGCAAGCUAGGCAAGAAGACAAUAAUGGUAUUGAUAUUGAGUAUCUCCACAUUGUGCCUCUGAGCAUGGGCGAAGUGUAAAGGGAGGGUUUGGGGUUGGCGAGCGAUAUAAGCAGGCACGCCAAGCCCUAGUAAGUCAAUAGAGUUCUUUGGACUACAAAACCUCAGGGGCCCUCACCAAUGAUGGUACUUUUCUUACCUCAGUCCUGCAGAUCAUAAACCACAAGUUUCAUAAACAUUUAGUCUUGGUGCCUGGGUCUGGACACUCUUAUUAUGGGGUGCAGAGCUGACAAGAGAGUGAGUUAGGGUAUUGUUGCCCCUUGCACAUCUCUCUACAUCUCCCAUACGUCUUCCUGACAUGUGUGGACUUACAGUCUUUCCAGCUUGCGCAUCACUGGUUUUAGAGUCAAUGAGCACCCCAAAUGUGCUGUUCUUCUAUCUUCUUUCUCCUUUCCUCCAUAUCGACAGGACCUUGAAAAUAACACUUAUCUCAGCCUCCUUGCUUCAGCUUCCUAAAACAAACCCAUCCAGGCAUUCUGUGACUUCAUUGUGAUAAGGUUCAAAUUGCUACAGCUAAUAGUGUGGCAGAAAGCAGGUGUUAACUUCAACUGUAACCUAACUUCAAGGUUUUAAGGGUUUAACUGCAGGCUGCAAUUUGAUUUAUUUAUUUUUGUAGGGUAAUUUUUUCUUAAAAGAUUUCUGUUACAUAUAUUCACCAUUUAUACAAUAGCCAAUAAAACAAAACAUCAAUCAGUUACGUAUUGUUUGUGGAACGAAAGCAACAGCAGUAAAUACCAAACUUAUUCGCUGAUAUGAUUUCCAUUCUGGACAUGAGACGAACAAAUGAAAGACAGUAGUUUCUGCUUCUAUUUUUCCUGGGAUAUCCCAAAAUCUCUAGCCAGUACCCUGUUAGCAACAUUGGUAUCUCUUCCUCUAUAACAGGGGUCAGCAAGCUUUUUCAGCAGGGGGCCAGUCCACUGUCCCUCAGGCCUUGCGGGGGGCCAGACUAUAUGUUUUUCGGGGGGGGGGAUGAACAAAUUCCUAUGCCCCACAAAUAACCCAGAGAUGCAUUUUAAAUAAAAGCACACGUUCUACUCAUAUGAAAACACGCUGAUUCCCGGACCAUCCGCAGCCAGAUUUAGAAGGCGAUUGGGCCAAAUCCGCCCCCCGGGCCUUAGUUUGCCUACCCAUGCUCUAUAAUAUUGAACUCAAGUAGUCAGUAUCCACAGCUGUGGAGUCAAAAUUGAGAAACAAGAGGGAGAUAUCAAUAUGUUCAAACUUACUGUGGAAGAAGGAACCCCUCCCCCCACCAAAGCAGGCAAAAAAACCAUUGUUUCUUGAGUUUCAAAUGGUAAAGAAAAAAGGAAAAUUGGUUGUGGGACACAACGGAGUGUCCUGGAAGAAGGCAUUGCUGGAAUCCUGAACAAGGAAUAUUGUACCAGGAGCUAAGAGCACAAUACAAUAUUUUGUAGCGGGUCUUACUUAUUCAUUUUCUGGCCCAUCCCCAAGGGCAGCCCCCUAUAUAAUGUAUCACAGUAGUCUAGAUGUGAGUUGACCAUUGCAAGGCUCCCCAAGUUCAUGCGUUUUGAUAUAGGUGUUUUAAAGUGUACCACAAGUACAGUGGUACCUCGGGUUACAUAUGCUUCAGGUUACAUACGCUUCAGGUUACAGACUCCGCUAACCCAGAAAUAGUACCUCGGGUUAAGAACUUUGCUUCAGAAUAAGAACAGAAAUCGUGCUCCGGCGGCGUGGCAGCAGCAGGAGGCCCCAUUAGCUAAAAUGGUGCUUCAGGUUAAGAACAAUUUCAGGUUAAGAACGGACCUCCAGAACGAAUUAAGUACUUAACCCGAGGUACCACUGUACAGUGGAACCUCGGUUUUCAAACGUAAUCCAUUCCAGAAGACCGUUUGACUUUCGAAACGUUCAAAAACUGAGGCACAAAGGGCUGAGAAAAUUGAAAAACAUGCAGCGGGAGCCAUUCGACUUCUGAGGCACGUUCAAAAACGGAAGCAUUUCCUUCCGGGUUUUGGGCGUUCGGGUUCCGAAACGUUUGUCAACAGAGACGUUCAAGAACCGAUGUUCCACUGUAUAAGAGAUUCCCAAUGUAACCAUGGACAGUGACAUCAAAUGUAAUAUUUUCCCCCCCACCCCACAAAAAGGCAGAUCUGGUGUAUGUGAAUUACGGCCGCACCGAAGACUUUUUCAAACUAGAGCGUGAGAUGGGAAUCAACUGUACAGGAAAGAUUGUCAUUGCCCGAUAUGGGAAAAUAUUCCGAGGAAACAAAGUAAGUUGAUGAUAUCUCUGCUGCUGCUGCUGCAUUCUCUUUCCUUCUUGCCCCCAUUCCCUUCCCUAAUAAUAAAUCUUUUCAGAGGCUGCUUUUCAGGUUUCUGUGUAGAAAUACAUCAGGUGGGAAUGAGGGAGCAAACUCCCCAGGUGAGGGGGGGGUAGGGUGGAUCAUACCACUUCAGUUUGCAGGUAGAGAUCCCAUUUUUUAGUUCUGCCUGCUAUAAAAGCACCUCCCCACAAGUAGAAACCUGCAUAGCAUAAAGCAAAUUAUGCCAGAAGCAAUAUUCCUAAUAUUACUGCGGUUUGUUUUUACCUGAAAAGCUUUGUUUCAUUGCUAAUGCCAGGGAGUGUUUGAAUAUGUUAUGUUCCCCUAUAGUCUGCAGUGGUGUGUUCCAUUUCAUCAUAUAGUUGUAUGACAGACUCUCCCAUUAAAGGUGGCAGAUGGGUAGCCAGUGUUCUGGGUGUUUAAAAGAGUCAACUCUCCCUCUUAGCUGUAAUGGAGAUGUCUGUUUUAACUGUUUGUUGUAAGGUUCCUUUCUUAAAGAGCAGCCGGGUAUUUUGUUCAUGUGAAGAAUGCCUUGUGUCCACUUAUAUCCCACCCAGAGGGCAUAGCUGUCAACUUUUUCCUUUUCUUGUGAGGAAUCCUAUUCGGAAUAAGGGAAUUUCACUUAAAAAAAGGGAAAAGUUGACAGCUGUGCCAGAGGGUAACAUUAAAGAGGAGGCACUUCUGAAACAAAACUAUAUAUUUUUAAUUUAUUUACACUCAAUGAGGGUUAUGGUUUAUUCAUGUGAGGCGCAAUCCUUAGCUUCAGGCAAAUGCUCUUUACAGAGAACUUCGAAAGCUUAUUCAGCUUAUUUAAACAUAGGGUGGAUCUGCACACAGGGGAAAAACUGUUAUAAAUAAGUCAGAAAUUAAAUUGUUAUAACAAAAGGAAAAACGUUAUGGAAAUUGCUUAAUUUUUUAUUAUUUUUUAGCUCACUGGUGCCAUCUGGUGUUGCAUGUUUAUAACGCAUCCCAAACGUUGUUUCUCAGCUAAUGUAGCUGAGUCCCUAGUCUCAGGAUAGACUCUUUCCACCUAUUAAUAUUACCACACCAGGAACACUCUCACUGUCCCUUCUAGGAAUUUGACUUGGAAUGAAACUGAGUUGUGCUGCCUAGCUAACCCCAGAUCCCUAUCCGGGCAGAUCCUUCUGUUCCCCAGAGGCGAGGGGGUGUCAGGGGAGACAAAAACUUGGCCCCCACUGGAGAGGAGCCACGGGAUGCAGCCAGAGGGGCUCCCCCAAUUUCAGCAGGGUGGGCAGCUCUUCUCUGCCUCCUCCUCCUCCCUGCUGCUCCAACGCCACCUCAGAGUAGACCACUUUGAACUUCUCCUCCUGCAGGUCCCACUGCAGCAGGAGGCACAAAUUUUGUCCUUGCUCCAGGCACCAUAUUACCAAAGUCCACCUCGAUAGUAGCUGGGGGUUCAAGCACAUCUAAAAUGGCCACAGGUUCUCCAGUCACAUAAUAAUAAUAAUUUUAAUAAUAAUAAUAAUAAUAAUAAUAAUAAUAAUAAUAAUAAUAAUUUUUAUUUAUAACCUGCCCUCCCCAGCCAAGACCUGGCUCAGGGAAGCCAACACCAGGUAUAAAACAAUUGAUAAAAUACAACUUAAAAACAAGAUUAAAAUACAACAUUAAAAUGCAGCCUCAUUUCAGUAAAGGUAAAGGGACCCCUGACCAUUAGGUCCAGUCGUGGCCGACUCUGGGGUUGCGGUGCUCAUCUCACUUUACUGGCCGAGGGAGCCGGCGUACAGCUUCCGGGUCAUGUGGCCAGCAUGACUAAGCUGCUUCUGGCAAACCAGAGCAGCGCACAAAACCGCCGGAGCGGUACCUAUUUAUCUACUUGCACUUUGGCGUGCUUUUGAACUGCUAGGUUGGCAGGAGUAGGGACCAAGCAAUGGGAGCUCACCCCGUCAUGGGGAUUCGAACCGCCGACCUUCUGAUCGGCAAGUCCUAGGCUCUGUGGUUUAACCCACAGCGCCACCCGCGCAGAAACUCAAAUCAAAAACUUUUGGGGGGUGAAAACGUCAAAUCUUCACCAAGGCCAACUAUCCAGACUGGUCUUACGUGGGCCAGAAAAAAAGCCAAGGAAGUCCCCAAAUAGGAGUUCCAUCACAGAAGGAGAAAGGAAAAAGGAUAGAGGGGAAGGGGAUCAAGUUGAUUCCAAGCCAAAGGCCAGCCUUAAUCCAGUGGCAACAAGACAAGGAACAAAUGCCACUGAUUUCUUGGGCUAUGGUGACGCACCUUUUGAAAACCACUUCUUAAUGUUUGGCUGCUCUGUAGGUUAAAAAUGCCAUGUUAGCUGGAGCUAAAGGGAUUAUCCUUUACUCAGACUCUGCGGAUUACUGUGCCCCUGGAAUCGAGCCCUAUCCACAUGGGUGGAAUCUCCCUGGAGGAGGAGUGCAGCGCGGGAAUGUCUUAAACCUCAACGGUGCAGGAGAUCCCCUUACCCCGGGGUAUCCAGCCAAAGGUUAGUGAUGUACCCAGCACAGUCUUACACUUGGGAAGUAAGUUUAACUAUUUGCUUCACGGGGUGAGUUUCAAGGUUUCCUGCCUGUUCAGGAUUCACCCAGAUUUGCUUGCACAAAGCUUAAAGGUAAAGGUAAAGGGACCCCUAAAGGGUUGCGGCGCUCAUCUCGCUUUAUUGGCCAAGGGAGCUGGUGUACAGCUUCCGGGUCAUGUGGCCAGCAUGACUAAGCCGCUUCUGGCAAACCAGAGCAGCGCACGGAAACGCCGUUGUCCUUCCCGCCGGAGCGGUACCUAUUUAUCUACUUGCACUUUGACAUGCUUUCGAACUGCUAGGUGGGCAGGAGCAGGGACCGAGCAAUGGGAGCUCACCCCGUCGCGGAGAUUCGAACUGCCAACCUUCUGAUCAGCAAGUCCUAGGCUCUGUGGUUUUACCCACAGCGCCACCUGCAUCCCUUGCACAAAGCUUACACAGUGGUUAUCUCGAAACUCUUCUUGGUUCCUCAGAAUAUACCUUCAGAUACGGAGUUGACGAUGGAGUAGGGAUUCCCAGAAUCCCAGUUCAUCCCAUUGGCUACCACGAUGCUGAAAUUUUAUUACGGUAUGUAGAUUUCAGUCAUCUUUGGUGUUUGCAGAAAGCAGGGUGAGCUCAUACAGUUAUUCUAGCAAUAUUAAAAUAUCGUUGUUUUACCCCCCCCCCCCCCGUUUUUAUUGAUAUGAAAAAAGAACUGGCAUGACACCGUAUUUAUCUUGAAAAUAUGAGCUUGGCUCCUAAUCUCACACUGCUUAAACUAAGAUUUAGGCUCAAAUCUCCAUUUAGCCAUGAAGGUCACUGGAUGGGUCAGCCUAGUUUAUUUUUAGCCUAACUAAAUUUCAACGUAUCUGUGAGGACAACAUUGUGAGGUGGGCAUGCUUUAUAUGCUCUCCUGAGCUCCUUGGAGGAAGGAUUGGAUUGAAAACAUUAUAAGUAAAGAAAAUAAGUUAAACUGGAUGUUUCCUCUGAAAGGGACAGUGAAACAGAAUCAUUUUGACAUAGUAGGACCGCUACCUGCAAUACAGCAAUUCACAAGGGGCAGCUGCAUGCAUAUCCAGAAGCCCUGACCCUAAAACAGAAAGCAUAUCACCUAUUAAUCUGAUGACAAGCCCUAAAGCCACUAAAUGUUGGGGCCCCUUCAUACUUGCCAUUUGGGAAUCACUGUGUUAAGGAGAUGAUGGCUGCUAAUUCAACAACCUUGCCAAGAUCUGUCUGUCUGCUUUCGCUCCUGCAGGUCCAUGGGAGGUCCUCCACCUCCAGAUGAGAGUUGGAAGGGAAAUCUCAAUGUGUCCUAUAACAUUGGGCCCGGAUUUUCCGGCACCUCCUCCAGAAGGUCAGUUUGAACACUUCUACCAUCCAGCUGCCGUUCCAAACCCUAUGAAACAGCCUAUGAAAUAUGAGAGUUGCUGCCAUUUCCUGGAAGGUCUUCUGUGUCUUUCACGUAGCAUAUUGCCUACACAAAUGGCAUAUCCCAUUGGGACUGGCAAGGCAGAAGGUAUGGAGGCCAACAGUAGGUGGUGCCAAAGCCAAGGACGGGCAGAGCCAACUCAUUCUGUUUUUGUCCUUGUUCUCCCUGCAGAGUUCAACAAGGGGAAAACUUGAGAAAUAGAAGAACAUAGGAAGUGGACUUAUAUCAAGGCAAACCAUUGGGUCUCUCUAGCUUUGCUACUAAGCUAUGGCCCUUUCCCCCAAACAGGGCCAGCCCUAUCGUUAGGCAGAAGGACGUGACCAUCUCAGGUGGUGGAUGCUGGAGUGCUGGGAGUGGUGGUGAGGUGUUGUGGGACACAUGACCUGUUUUGCACCUCCCUCAGCUACCCUGCAAUGGAAGAUGCCGUUCUGUCACCAGUGUCAAUGUUUCUACUGCCAGUUGAGUCAACUUUGAGUGGUGGCGGCAGGUUCCAUGUUGCCUUUUGCCUCAGUCGGCAAAAUCUCUUGCGCUGACCCAGUUCAUGAAUUCACCCUUUGCUCCCAGAAAGAGGUUGCAUGAGCCAGAGCAGGAGUACCUGAAGGCUUGAUCCAGGGCAGCUUCUCGCAGUACCAAAGCCUUGUUUUCUUGUAUAGUCGUACCUUGGAAGCCGAACGCCUUGGCUCUUGAACAAUCGAAACCCAGAAGUGCUUGUUCUAGUUUCCGAAUGAUUUUUGGAAACCGAACGUCCGGCGUGGCUUCCGAUUGGCUGCAGGACGUUCCUGCAGCCAAUCGGAAGCCAAGCUUUGGUUUUUGAAUGGUUCCGGGAGUCGAACGGACUCCCAAAACGCAUCCUGUUUGAGAACCAAGGUAUGACUGUACAAUCAAGAGAUGAGCUUCGCUCUUUGGCACCAGGAGCAGACCCCCAAUGCUAAUUCAUCCCCUCACUGUUGAUCUGGCAAGUCUUAGUUUGGUUGACACUACUAUGCUCUCACAGAAUACUGUGUUUUUAUUUUACAGGAAAGUCAGAAUGCACGUUCACACAAUCAAUAAAAUCACGCGAAUAUACAACGUUAUUGGGACCAUCAAAGGAGCCAUGGAACCUGGUGAGCUGUUUCUGGCCUAACGGCUAUUGGUUUUAGAAUGUUCCUAGAGUGAAAGGAAAUUAAAAGAUGCCUGCUCCUUGGGAGAAAGGCGAGGGCAAACCUAAGACAGCAUCUUAAAAAGCAGAGACAUCACUUUGCCAACAAAGGUCCGUUAGAGUUAAAGCCAUGGUUUUCCCAGUAGUGAUGUAUAGAAGUGAGAGCUGGACCAUGAAGAAGGCUGAUUGCCAAAGAAUUGAUGCUUUUGAAUUCUGGUGCUGGAGGAGACUCUUGAGAGUCCCAUGGACUGCAAGAAGAUCAAACCUAUCCAUUCUGAAGGAAAUCAGCCCUGAGUGCUCACUGGAAGGACAGAUCGUGAAGCUGAGGCUCCAAUACUUUGGCCACCUCAUGAGAAGAGAAGACUCCCUGGAAAAGACCCUGAUGUUGGGAAAGAUUGAGGGCACAAGGAGAAGGGGACGACAGAGAACAGGAUGGUUGGACAGUGUUCUCGAAGCUACCAACAUGAGUUUGACCAAACUGCGGGAGGCAGUGGAAGACAGGAGUGCCUGGCGUGCUCUGGUCCAUGGGGUCACGAAGAGUCGGACACGACUAAACAACAACAACAACAGAGUCCACCCAGAGGCCCAUUUUGCCAUCUUGUCCCUCCUAGAGAGGGAGUUUUUUUUUUUACAUGGUAGCGCAAGCUCAGGCCCCAUAAAGCGAUUUGCAGAUACUGGGGUUCCUUCUGUCCUGCUGAUUUAUACAGCCCCUUGGAAACCCGGCUUGGAAGAGUUUGUUGGGAGAGAUGGUACAAGGGGCUGCUGUUAGAAAGGGGGGAGAUCAGUAAAUAAAUGCCGCUCCUUCUUGGACUGCAGCAGGAGCUUCUGUCAGACCCCAGCUCCUUCUGCUUUAUUCUGCUGAAUGGGGCUCUAGGAUUCUGCCCCCGAGCCUUACCCCUGCCAACGCCACUGUGGGGAGCUGCAAACACAGCUAGCAAAGCCAAUCCUUCAUAGAUCACUUCGGCUCAACCCUGGUUUUGAGCCUGUUAGUGCUCUGCAGUCAUUUCUUUUGCAGAAGCUUCAGAGGUAACCGGAAUUUGAGAAUCUGAAAGAGCACUUUUUGCAGCAUCGCUGAAUGGAAUGAAUUGGGUUUCCUCUUAUUCUUCCCCUGAAAAAUUCUAUUCUUCUCCCACCCCACUAGCCCCUUUGCGGGGGGAAAGUCUGAUCAGAUUAAGGAAAGAAAAAUCUGCCAAGUAUAUUUUGAGUUAGAUCCAGUUCUUUGUAACAUUUCUCUCUUAUAUUUUUGUUUUGUUUUUGCUCCCUCUCCCUAGAUAGGUAUGUAAUUUUGGGAGGCCACAGAGAUUCUUGGGUCUUUGGCGGCAUCGAUCCAACCACUGGGGCAGCCGUCCUUCAAGAGGUGGCUCGGAGUUUUGGCAAGUUGGUGAAGAAAGGUAAUGAACUGCGCAAAUAGAAAAUAAAACAUGAAGCAUGCUGCCCAGGCUAUCUGUUUCUAGACCCAAUUCAUCGUAAUAGUGAUUCACUUUACAGCUAUAUCCUGUUCUUAGAAAUAAGUCUUGGCAAGUCUAGCGCAACUUUCAUAAAGUUAAAUGGGUACAGGAUUGCAGACUUAUAUAAGCCUAAGGCAGCUUUUUAAAGUUGUUGGACUUUAGCUACCAUCAGUCCCUCCCAGAAUGGCCAGGGGACAUGAAUUAUGGGAGUUGUAGUCCAACAAUAAUUUGGUUGGUUAAUUUUGGUUGGUUUCUUUUUUUUUUUUUUAAAUUUUAUUAAGGAUUUUCUUGUUUUACAGAAGUGUAGUGCCUCGUAUUUUUUUUCCCCCAUGUAACAUUUUUACAAAUCCGUUUCAUUUGUUGAGGCAUUAGGGGGAGAAGAAAAAAAAGAAAAAAGAAAGGGGGGUGGAGAGAGGGAAGAUGGAUGGGGGUGGGGUCGGGUGGCGGUGUUUCUAUUAUGUUUAAUGUAUGUAGAGUUUGGUGUCAGCGUUGCUUGUGUUGUUCACUUGUGUUCCUUUGGUGGUGAGAGAGGUUGGGGUUGGAUUUUGGUUGGUUUCUAAGUUGUAGUCCAACAAUAAUUUCCAACAAUUUGGAAAAAGUGCAUUUCUGAGGUUUGAUGGCUCAUAAUACCAUUUUAUUUUGAUAGUAAUACCAUAAAAUUGCAUAUCAAUGGAAAGAUAAUUUAAUGAGGAAUGUAAUGCAACAAAUUUUGUUCAGUUAUCUGUAUUCUAUUAAAAGUUAUAGCCAAAUAACCAGAAAAAGGAAGCACAACUUGCUUAGGUUGAUAUGCAGUAAGUUUCCUUCAUUUGAAUGUAGCCAAUGAGCAAGAGUGUUUAGAGAGUCAGUCAGGUGUUAUGAGCCAUCAAACCUUGGAAAUACACUUUCCCCAAAAGAUUUCCAUAAUUUUGGCCACUAGUGUAUGGAGGUCACCAGGUUGGGGAAGCUGGUUUAGACCCUCAAGUCCAUUCUGAGCCCACAAAGUAUUUCUUCCUAAGCCCUAAGAUCUGGAGAUGAUUUGGGUCCCAACACUUAGGUUUCAUGUACACUUCCAUGGGGCAUGAGAAUUUCUUUGGUGGAACAGUUUCCCCAAAGAUGCUUAUUAGUCUUAUCAUCAUCAUCAUCAUCAUGUUUUAAAGGCAUUUCUAAAACCCGAUUCCGUUUUUGUAAUGGCAUUGCCUUUUCAAUUUUGAUUGCUCUUGUUGAUCAGAGUUGAAAUUUUAAAUGAUUUUUUUUUUUAAGAGGUUGUAAGGCUGCUUGGUCCUUUGCUUAAGGAAUAUAAUUGUUGGCGGAUGGAAUGAAAAGCAACGAAUAAAACAAAAUCCUGAUCCCAAACUAAGGCAAUCAGAAACAGAACCUUAUUUUAUAGAGGUUCCUGAAGCAUGGUUUUUAACUGCCCUGGGAGCUGUGUUUAAAAAGCAGGCAUGGGAAAAGUUUUGGUCCUCCAGGUGUUGCUAGACUACAACUUCUAUCCUCCCUGGCCAUUGGCCAUGCUAGCUGAGGCUGAUGGGAGUUGUAGUCCAAUCCAGCUGGAAACCCACAGAUUCCUCAGCCUUGUUAUAAGUUGAGCCACCCAGAGAGAUGAUUACCUUUUCAAUGCCAACAGGUUGGAAACCUAGGAGAACAAUAAUUUUUGCCAGCUGGGAUGCGGAAGAAUUUGGGCUGUUGGGUUCCACCGAAUGGGCAGAGGUAGGUGGUGAGCCCGGUUCCAGAAUAUUUUGCUGAUACUCGCAGGAACUCUCUAUUUCUUUACUCAGAACAGACCCAUGGAAGUUAAGGAUCUAACCUAGUCCUGUUCAUUGAUUGCAAUGUGCCCCUCCAGACAGCAAGAAUACACUGGUCUGGAGGGGCCCUGAGUUUUCCCACAAACAGCACAAACAUCUUUUAAACCAUGGGUUAUGAGCAGAUUUGGGGGUCUGCCCCAGUAAAUCCCAUUAGCAGUGAUGUGAUGACCCCAUGGAGGAGCCCCCCUUCUAUUGUCUUCAUUUCACUCUGCCCCCAAUCCUGCUCUACGUGGUGAUUAUCAUUAUCAUUAAUUAAAGGAGCGUCUCCACCCCCAUCGUUCAGCCUGGACACUGAGAUCCAGCGCCGAGGGCCUUCUGGCGGUUCCCUCAUUGCGAGAAGUGAGGUUACAGGGAACCAGACAGAGGGCCUUCUCGGUAGUGGCGCCCGCCCUGUGGAACACCCUCCCACCAGAUGUCAAGGAAAUAAGCAGCUGUCAUAUCUUUAGAAGACAUUUGAAGGCAGCCCUGUUUCGGGAAGUCUUUACUAUGCUGUAUUGUUUUUAACACUCGAUUGGGAGCCGUCCAGAGUGGCUGGGGAAACUCAGCCAGAUGGGUGGGGUAUAAAUAAAUUAUUAUUAUUAUUAUUAUUAUUAUUAUUAUUAUUAUUAUUUCUAUAUCUAUAUCACCCUUCAUCCAAAGAUCACAGGGCAGCUUAUAAUCAAACAACAACACAGAAAUACAUACAGUAAGAAAAGACUAAACAUUUGGAAAAACCUUCUGGUGGUAAGAGCUGUUCCACAGUGGAACAGACUCCCUUGGACAGUGAUGGAGUCUCCUUCCUUGAAGGUUUUUAAACAGAGGUUGGGUGGCCAUCUGUCUGGGAUGCUUUAGCUGUGAUUCCUGCAUUGCAGGGGACUGGCUGGACUAGAUGACGCUUGGGGUACCUUUGAACUCUAAAGUUCAUAUAUAUAUAUAUAUAUAUAUAUAUAUAUAUAUAUAUAUAUAAUUUGACAUAUCAUUUUCAUCAAUCAUUUAACCUAAUUUCAUAUCUUAUACCAUUUUUUUUACUUCUAUCAAUCACAUCUGAGAAUUUUCCAAUCUUUUUCACUUAAUUUACAUUUCUUAAUUUCACUAUUACUUUCAAUUAUCUUAACUAAUAACUAUCUUCAUAAUCUUCUCUGCAAUGUUUCGCAAAAUCCUCCUUACAAAACUUCUUGUAGUCCUACUAGCGUGAUCUGUUUAUUACAGUUGCUUUUCAAAUAGUUUGAAUAUUUGCUCCAGUCCAUUGUGAAUCUCUGGUCCCGCAGGUUUCGAAUCCUUCCUGUCAUCUUACCUAAUUCUGCGUAGUCCAUUAAUUUCAUCUGCCAUUCUUCUUUCGUCGGUAGUUCUUGUUUCCAUUUCUGGGCCAACAAUACUCUUGGCUGCUGUUAUUGCAUAUAAAAACAGUUUGUUGUCCUGUCUGUCAAUAUCCUCACUUACAAUACCAAGUAAAAAUGCUUCUGGUUUUUUUACUCUAAAGUUCUAUUGUUCUAUCCCUGCGGCAACUGGAGAAAUGUGCAUAGCUAUCACAGUUCAUACAUGUGAUUGCACUAGGAUGUCCAUUUCAUAUACAGCUGCUGCUGUGGCAAAAAACAACCCAGUUAACUUUGUCAUCAGCCUGUGGUGCUUGUAUCUUUUUGUAACUGCAGGAGAAUGCCAAAAUUCUUCAAGCACGGGCUGUGGCUUACAUCAACUCGGACUCUUCUAUAGAAGGUGAGCAUCGUUUGACCAUCUUCAGUUCUGUGCCCUUUUACAUUCAGAGAGAUAAAGGUAAAAGUAAAGGGACCCCUGACCGUUAGGUCCAGUUGUGGCCGACUCUGGGGUUGCGGCGCUCAUCUCGCUUUAUUGGCCGAGGGAGCCGGCGUACAGCUUCCGGGUCAUGUGGCCAGCAUGACUAAGCCGCUUCUGGCGAACCAGAGCAACGCACAGAAAUGCCGUUUACCUUCCCGCCGGAACGGUACCUAUUUAUCUACUUGAACUUUGACGUGCUUUCGAACUGCUAGGUUGUCAGGAGCUGGGACCGAGCAAUGGGAGCUCACCCCAUCGCGGGGAUUCGAACCGCCGACCUUCUGAUCGGCAAGUCCUAGGCUCUGUAGUUUAACAGAGAUACUGGUGCUUAAAUAGCCAAAACUGAAAGACGGCACUCGAAUAGCCAAUGCCGAGAGAGGUAGAUUUAGAUUUGAUGAGGCCCUAAGCUACUGAAGGUAAUGGGGCCCUUGAUAUGUCCAGCUGUCCUUUGUCAACAACAAAUUGUUGCUGUUUUUCGUGUUGAAUGUAUGAUGUAUGGUAAUUUAUGGACCUAAUAAGCAGUGGCAUAGCGUGGGGGUGCAGGGGGGGCGGCCGCACCGGGCGCAACAUCUGGGGAGGCGCGCUCGCAUUCGGGGGGGCGCGCUCGCUAAAAUCCAUGGGUUAGGGGGCGCAAAUUACUUGCCUUGCCCCGGGUGCUGACAACCCACGCUACGCCACUGCUAAUAAGUAUCUAAAGCCAUUUUAUUUGUUUUUUAUCUUAUAUUUUGGAAAUGUACAUCCAGGUGUUUUUUUCCUUUAAUUUUUUGGGGAGCCCCAAGAGAGUGGGUCUCUAAGCUAUAGCUUGUUUAGCUUAUACAGUGGUACCUCUGGUUGCGAACGGGAUCCCCUCCGGAGGCCUGUUCGCAACAUGAAAAGCCCGCAACCUGAAGUGCUAUAUUUGCGCAGGUGCGCGGCACGAUUUGGCGCUUGUGCGCAUGCACAAGCGGCGAAACCCAGAAGUAACCCUUUCUGGUACUUCCGGGUCGCCACGGGACGCAACCUGAAAAAACGUAACAUGAAGCAAACGUAACAUGAGAUAUGACUGUACAUAAAUCUGGUACUGUCUGUUAUGACGUAACCUAUUAUAAUUUUUUUAAGUCAAAUUUUAUUUUUUGAAGAGUGUCCCAUUAGUAUUAAUACAAAUGUCUAUAUAUACUUUGGUUUUCAGGCAACUACACAUUAAGAGUAGACUGUACUCCUCUUCUCAAUCGAUUGGUGUAUGAUCUGACAAAAGAGGUACAAAUCAUCUCAUUUUUCUGCCCCCCCCCUUUCCUUCUCCUAGUUUCAUCUGGCAGGGAUCCUCGGUGCAGGGAAUGCUUCUUAAGGAAUCACAGUUUUUUAAAAUAAAAAAAUUCAACUUUCUAGACCUCAUGGUUCUGAGGACAGGUGCAAAUGCAGGUCUUGCGUUUGUGACCAUUUCAUGCUGAAUCAACAUUCCAAAGGAGGCAGGGUUCCCACAGUUCCCUGGGAAGUGGGAUUGACUGUUAAACCACUCAGAAUUUUGGCUUUCCAGGGAGAAUAGGGGUUUUCUGAGAACUCUCAGCACCCUUAAAAAAACUGCAGUUCCCAGAGUUCUUUGGGGAAACUGGCUGUUUAAAGUGAAAGGAUACUGCUUUAAACAUAUAGGGCAGGUGGCGCCACUCUUAUAAUGCUGAAAUCGUCAUAUUCAGACACAUUGUUUUCCUUCCCUAGAUAGCAAGCCCUGAUGAUGGAUAUGAAAGCAAAACCCUCUAUGAAAGCUGGCUUGAGAAAGACCCAUCCCCAGAAAGUAAGACUCUGCCAAGGUAAGAGAAUCCCUUGCUUAAUCCACACAUGCAAGUCCAUUACUUUUUAUUUUUAAUUAAAAGUUUAUUGGCAUAAACUAGGAUUGCCUAUUUUUUGGGGGGGGGGGGGGGUUGUUGAGCUUUUUUUGCAAAGGGUCACAAAAAAAGAAGUUUUGAGCUAUUUUUAAGGAAAUUCACCAAAAUCUACACUUCCAACAUGAACAUGGAUUGCCACGUGUCUGGAUUUUCCCAGACAAUUUCCGCCCUGACGCUGUUUGCGAGGGCCGAAUCCCAGCUAUGUCUGGGAAAUUCCGGACGUAUGGCAGCCCUAGCAGGAACAUCCAUUACUUAAAUAAUUGCAGGUAUGAGUGUGCCAUCAAAAUUCCCACACAAAGGGCAGGUAGAGCUUUCAUAUCCCUGUUUCAUUCAUUUAGUGCAGGCAUAGGCAACCUCGGCCCUCCAGAUGUUUUGGGACUACAACUCCCAUGAUGCCUAGCUAACAGGACCAGUGGUCAGGGAUGAUGGGAGUUGUAGUCCCAAAACAUCUAAAGGGCUGAGGUUGCCUAUGCCUGAUUUAGUGUCACCAGCCCUUUACUGCAGAACACUCUUCCAACAUGGAUUUGGCAGGCACCCUCGCUUUCUAUUUUCAGAAGUUCCUUGAACAACUAUUCAUGCCAGCAGACAUUUCUGUGCUUUCAUUUUCAUCUUAAUUAGCCAGUCACCUUAAUAAUUAUUUGUGGAAUGCCCUCCCCAGGGAGGCUUGCCUGGUGCCUUCAUUACACCAGGCGAAAAAACACGUUUCUGUUCAACCAGGAGUUCGUCUAUGGUUUUUAAAAUGCGUCUAUGGGAAGUGGGUCAUUGGUUUGCUUUGGUUUUAUUAUGUAUCUUAUUUUUGUUUCUUAUGUUUCACUUGUCAGCUGCCCUGAGAUCUUUGGAUGAAGGGUGGUAUACAAAUUUUAAUAAAUAAUAAUAAUAAAUGACGGUUGGACAGUGUUCUCGAAGCUACCAGCAUGAGUUUGACCAAACUGCGGGGGGCAGUGGAAGACAGGAGUGCCAGGCGUGCUCUGGUCCAUGGGCUCACGAGGAGUCGGACACGACUAAACAAGUUGUAGUCCAAAAACAGCUGGAGGGCGGAGUUUGAAUAUGGCUGAUAUAACUAGUACUUUUUUUCUUAAAAAAAACAUGUUUAGGGGUACUCUCAUUUUCCUUCUCAUUUUGAAACACUGCCCCUCAAGGCCAAACUUAGAUUCACAAAAUGUUUAGGGGUAUGCGUCCCCCCAGAAAAAAAAAGCACUGGAUCUAACUAUUGCAACGUCUUCCUCUCUCUCUCUGGGCAGGAUCAGCAAGCUCGGAUCAGGCAGCGAUUUCGAAGCUUUCUUCCAGCGGUUGGGGAUCGCGUCCGGCAGAGCCCGGUACACUAAGAAUAGGGUAAGCCGGACAGCCUGUCCGAAAGAUGACACCCUCUUGUUUAUUUCUGGACAGCUGUGAUCACAUCACAACAGUUGGGUCUCCUUUUUUAUUUUUGGGAAAGCUCCCACUGGGGAAAAAAUGGACAGGGAAGCACCAAUCCAGUUUUCUGCAAAAAAAAAUGUAAAAGAAUAAAGCAGCAGUCCAUUGCACACUUACAUGGGAUAAGUCAUAAGCCCCGCUGAGUGGCAGAGCUUUUGAAAAAGGUCUCAGUUUCCAUCUCCCUGCUUGAAAUACUGGGGUGCUGCUGACAGUCAGUGUAGACAUUAUGGAGGUAGAUGUACCAAUGAUCUGACUCUGUAUAAGACAGCUCCCUAUAUCCCUGUGCCCAAUUUGCCCCUUAGUGCUUGAACUUGCCUUCACCAAACUGACAGUGAGCCGAGUUGGACUGGGCCUGUGAUGUGGGGAAACUUUAAUACAGUGGUACCUUGGUUCUCAAACUUAAUCCAUUCUGGGAGUCCGUUCCAAUCCCGAAACCGUUCGAAAACCAAGGCGCAGCUUCCGAUUGGCUGUGGGAGCUUCCUAAACUCAGACAGAAGCCGCGUCAGACGUUCGGCUCUGGAAAACGUUCACAAACCAGAACACUUACUUCCGGGUUUGCAGUGUUUCGGCAACUAAGCCAUUUGAGAACCAAGGUAUGACUGUAUUUGAGUUUCCACCUUUCUUAGAAUCAUGGAACUGUAGUUUGAAGGAACCCCGACGGUCACCCCCUUCAAUGCAGGAAUCUACACUAAAGGGUCCAGGACAGGCACAUUUGACCCAUUUUUUUGCUCUCCUUUUCCAGAAAGUAGACAAAUUCAGUAACUACCCUCUCUACCACACCACGUACGAGACCUUUGAAUUAGUCGAGCGGUUUUACGACCCCGCGUUCAGGAAGCAGCUUGCCGUCGCUCACCUCCGGGCAGGCUUGGUCUACGAACUGGCCGAUUCCCAGGUCCUUCCUCUCCAUUGCCAAGAGUAUGCAGAAGCGUUGAGGACCUACGCCGACGGAAUCUACCAUGUGGCCAAGGGUCACAAAGCACAGCUGGGAACCUACCAAGUAUCGUUUGGUGAGCCUGAUGCAAAAGGGGUACAAAGUCCGUACAGAUGUGCUUCCUGUUGCUACGGGCCUCUGUUAGCGACAGAUAUGGGUCACACCCAUACGUUUAAAGCACAUAGCUCCCCCCCAGAGCAUCCUGGGAGCUGUAGUUUGUUAUUUGAAAGACCGUAUUCCCUCCUGUGAACUUGCCCGGGUUCUGAGAUCUUCAGAAGAUCUCUCGGUCCCACCACCCUCACUGGGACGCUUGGUGCAGGAGAGGGCCUUCUUGGUGGUUGCCCCCAAACAACUGUGAAACUCCUUCCCUGGAGGAGCCAGACUGGCUCCAUUAUUGUGGUCCUCCCACCAGCAGGUGAAGACCUUCUUGUUCCAACAAACUUUGGGAAACUCACUGCUUUUAAUGAAAGGGCUGGUACUGUGCUAUUUUUAUGGUAGUUAUUAGUACGUUUAUAUAUGUGUAUCUAUAAUCACUUUAAUUCUAUUAAUGUUUCAUUAUUUUUCUUUAAUGGCAUUUCCCCCAAUGUUUUUAGUUGUUCCUAUUUUAUUUGUCCACCACUCCAUUUGGAAGUUGGUUCGGCUUUAGAACAGCUCUUACCUUCCAAGAUUUCCCCCUAAUGCUCAGCCAACAAACUACUCUUCUGUGAUUUAAUACAAGAAUGUAAGACAAGCCUGUUGGAUCAGACCAAUGACCUAUCUAGUCCAGAAUCCUGUUCUCACAGUGGCUGAACAGAUACCUGUGGGAAGCCUGAAAGUUGGGCAUGAGCGCAAGAGCACUCUGGCCACCUGUGAUUUCCCUGCAACUAGCAUUUAGAAGUGUAAUGCUUCUUUCAGUGGAGAUGGAACAUAGAACAUAGUACUCACUGAUAGCCCAAUUCUCUAUGGUAAAAAGGUAAAGGACCCCUGGAUGGUUAUGUCCAGACAAAGGCAACUAUGGGGUUACGGCGCUCACCUCGCUUUCAGGCCAAGGGAGCUGGCGUUUGUCCACAGACAGCUUUCCAGGUCAUGUGGCCAGCAGGACUAAACCGCCUCUAGUGCAAUGGGACACCGUAAUGGAAACCAGAGCACACGGAAAUGCAGUUUACCUUCCUGCUGCAGUGGUACCUAUUUAUCUACUUGCACUGGUGUGCUUUUGAACUGCUAGGUUGGCAAUAGCUGGGACAGAGCAAUGGGAGCUCACUACAUUGUGGGGUUUCGAACCGCUGACCAGCAAGCCCAAGAGGCUCUGUGGUUUAGACUACAGCGCCAUCCUCUAUGACCCAUUUGAAACCACCACUCAUCAGCAUAGUCAAUACUGAACUAGAUCUGAUCGGCCACCUUAAGGCAGCUUCCUGUUUGUUUGGAACUGGAGGUGACCAGGAUUUAAGCCUGGGACCCCCUGACACUGAACUGUGAGCUUUGCUCUUUUCUAAAUUAGGAAAUUGACUUAUUAACUCUGUAUUUGCAGAUCCUCUUUUUUCUGCUGUGGCUAAUUUCACGGAGGCAGCUGCUGAUUUUCACCAUAGAUUAUCACAGCUUGAUCAGGACGAGUGAGUAUGUGUUUGCAAAACUGGUUUUUCUUUUUUAAAAAAAAAACAGACGGAAUGCGCUGCUGUUCAGCAUUUUUCAAAUACUCUAUUUUUAAGAAAUUUAUGUAACAGAGAUGGAGAUCAAUGUUGAGUUGCAUGACAAAUGCAAGGCACAUUUAAAAGCAAUAAGCAACUAAAAAAUAAAAAUAAAUGGUUUGGGGUUAAUAAAGAGCCUGGCAAACUUCAGUCCAUAUCCCUGAUUUGCAAACCACAGUUUACUUGGAACCAGCAUUGCAUUUUCAUCGGACCCAAGAUUCCUACACGGUUGCUGAAACGAGAAUGCAUUUAUGCAACCUAAGUAAAGCUCCAGGUGCAGCUACCAUCACUUGUAUUCUUCUUCUCUUCUUUGGCGAUCACUCAUAGCCAAGUAAGAUUGUCUUCCAUAAACACGGUUUUAACAAUGAGUCCGUAAGUGACCGUGGAGGCAAAUUCUGGAACGACAAGUCCUUCCACAGUGGGGACAUUGCUUUCCGGGCGGGAGUUCAUCACGGUGUGGAUUUGCCAAACGUGCCUUCCUCUUAGUAUGUUUUUCCCUUUUGUCCUGAGUUUGAGUUCUUCAAAGCCCAUGACACCUUUGGUAAAGGCUGUUCUCCAAUUGGAGCACUCGCAGGCCAGUGUUUCCCAGUCGUCCGUGUUUACACUACAUUAUUUUUUUUUAGAUUUGCCUUGAGACAGUCUUUAAACCUCUUUUGUUGACCACCAGCAUUACGCUUUCCAUUUUUAAGUUCAGAAUAGAGUAGUUGCUUUGGAAGAUGAUAAUCAGGCAUCCGAACAACAUGACCAGUCCAACGAAGCUGAUGUUGAAGAAUCAUUGCUUCAACAGUAGUGCAGCUCGAUAAAUUUAUAUAUGGAAACAAAGCCACAGAGACCGCUUCUGUAUGUCACAGGCUCUGUUGACAGCAGAUGGAAGGCAGGUGAGCAGCUGAGUGGGUGAAUGAAAAAGCAAGGAAAGGCAAAACAGCCUGGAUCUUCUAAGCAACAUGAUUGCUAAAAAUACAUUAACUUCAAAGCUGGUUGGAAUGUAGUAUCACACACUUUAGGAGAGAGCCUAUGGAAAGCAGAACAUUAGGCUAAAGCGCCUUCCAUCUGCCCAUAAUCAUCUGAUGUCAUACAAACUUACAGAUCUAAGAAAGGACCGGACAAACUCAUCGAGGAUAAGGCUAGCAUUGGAGGUAGCAUAUAGCCUGGAGACUGUAAUGGGCAUAAUUUUUGUCUUCUACCUCCAGGCUGUGUACUUCUGAAGACCCAUCAUUGGGUUAUUGUCCUCUUGUUGUGCUUGUGGGCUUUCCCAGAGGCAUGCUUGACCAUUGGAAGAAACGGUCAUUGGUGUGAUCCAACAGGGCUUUCCUAUGUUCUUAUGAUGUCUCUCUCACUUUAUAGCCCAAUUGCUGUGCGGAUGGCGAAUGAUCAGCUGAUGCUUCUGGAGAGAGCGUUCAUUGAUCCCCUUGGGUUGCCAGGCAGGCGGUUUUACAGGUAAGCCAUCAUAACACAGAGAGGGGUUGUUUGCAGGGCAUAGGGCAGUAGACCUGUUUCCCCGCUCUCUCAGACAAAUGGAUUACAGCUGUGGUUCCCCGCUUCUGACACCCAACAGACCACUCAAAAUUUGCUAAUGGCCUUGAGGAAGGGAGGUGGGAACUUAAUAGUCUUUUCUGCCUUUUGUAGCAAUUGUAAUGUUCUGGGAAAGACACUUCAUCAUUUUUAAAUUUUAUUUUUUGUUGCUUCUUUUAUUUCAACGAUGCUGUAUUUCGUUGUAUUACAACCUGAAUUCCACGGAACUCAGUACAAUAAAUAGCAAUGUAAGAAAAGAAGCGAUAAAAGUGCUAUAAAAAACCAGCAUGUAUAUUUAAGACAGUCAUGCAGCAGAACAUCUGAAUGAAGCUCACGGACCAUUGGUAGUCUGGGAAACCUUGAAUGAAUGUACCCAUUUUCCCUACACACUCAAUGCCCAUAGUUACCCCAAUAGGAGGACAAGUUGGGUAGCUUCUAAAAGCAAUGUUUUCUGUGGUAACAGUUGAGCAGAUGGAUGUGGAACCAUAAUUAAUGCCAGCAAGGAAAAAGAGGAAGCACCCAUUCCAGAGACAGAAUUUAUUAUUAUUAUUUAUAUACCACUCUUUAUCAAAGGAAACUCAGGGUGGAAAGUAGGGAGUUGGGAAUAUGCAUUCCUGCACCUGCAGAUUUCCAAACCAAAAAUUAAAUGCCUUUGCAUAGUCCAAGUGAGGUUGACCCAUCAUAUGAGCAAUGGGCACCUUCACUGACCACAACCCAGGCGACUAAACACCUAGCACUGGGACAGGUCUUUGCCAACCUAUCUUGCCAGUAAUGUCUUGCACAAUUUCUAAGCCAGGUGCUGCUUAACUCAACUCAUAAAACCCAAAUGCCUGACAGGUUUUCAUUUACUGGGCUAUACAUUAAGGUCAUCAGCAGUGGUCCUUUUCCAGGGAGGGGAGGCAGUGCUGUAAGAGGAGAGGGAGUAUUCUCAAUUGUAGUGUCCUUGUUUGCACAGCUCAUCCCCAAGAAGGUUCAUAUAGCAGCUAUGCCAUUAUCAUUUGUGUCAGGAAAGAUGUAUUUUAAUUAUUUCAGGCUUCUAAAAUGCUCACACUUGCGCUGCUUUAGUGUAAUGCUCUCCCUGAACUGUAGCUUCCAAUGUUUUAUUGCUUUGGAAAAUGGCCCUGGGAACCCUAUAAAGGUCCAGCAACAGAAAUAAAGACUUUGGCGGGUUGUAGUCAGCUGUUUUACUCGAGUAGACCCACUGAAAUUAAUGAAACAAAUUAGGUCCAUUAAUUUUAAUAGGUCUACACUGACUUUUAGUCAGUUGGCUAACUUCCUGCCAGAGUUUGCUUGCUUUAUUUUUUUAAAAAAUGUGUUCCCUUGCCCCACAGACACAUCAUCUUUGCUCCAAGCAGCCGCAACAAGUACGCAGGUGUGUCCUUCCCUGGAAUCUAUGAUGCCAUGUUCGAUAUUGACAGCAGGACAGAUCAACGCAAAGCUUGGGAGGAAGCCAAGAGGCAAAUCUCUAUUGCAACUUUCGCGGUUCAGGCUGCUGCAGGAACACUGAAAACUGUGUUGUAG
Molecule: messenger RNA, 30975 nt
Organism: Podarcis lilfordi (Lilford's wall lizard)
Lineage: Eukaryota; Metazoa; Chordata; Lepidosauria; Squamata; Lacertidae
Source: the annotation of a GenBank genome assembly